CUACCGGCGGCCCCGCGCGGCGCGGCGCUGUUGGCUGCGCGCGGCGCCGGUAGGAGCGCGCGGGAGCCGCCACAGCGGGGCCGGGGCCGGGAGCGGGAGCGGAGGCAGGAGCGGGAGCGGGGCCGCGCCGCGCCGCCCGCCGCCACGUGCUGCCCGCGCCAUGGAGCUGGAGGAGCUGGGCAUCCGGGAGGAGUGCGGCGUGUUCGGCUGCAUCGCCUCCGGCGUGUGGCCCACCGAGCUGGACGUGCCCCAUGUGAUCACGCUGGGGCUGGUGGGGCUGCAGCACAGAGGCCAGGAGAGUGCUGGAAUUGUGACAAGUGAUGGCGAAUCAUCCCAGGCAUUCAAAGUGCACAAGGGAAUGGGACUUAUAAAUCACGUUUUCAAUGCAGACAGCCUGAAGAAGCUUUACGUUUCAAACCUCGGUAUUGGGCACACAAGGUACUCCACCUCGGGAAUUUCCGAGCUGCAGAACUGCCAGCCCUUUGUCGUAGAGACUCUUCAUGGGAAGAUCGCUGUGGCACACAAUGGGGAGCUUACAAAUGCUGUACAACUCAGGAGGAAGCUUAUGCGGCAUGGUGUAGGACUGUCAACCAGUUCUGACAGUGAACUGAUCACCCAGCUGCUGGCUUUCACACCUCCUCUAGAAAAUGAUGAUACAGCCGACUGGGUAGCAAGAAUAAAAAAUUUAAUGAAUGAAACUCCAACUUCAUAUUCAUUGCUAAUUAUGCAUAAAGACAUAAUCUAUGCAGUACGAGAUCCAUAUGGGAAUCGCCCACUCUGCAUUGGUCGCCUUGUUCCAGUAGGGGACAUGAAUGGAAAAGGGAAAGAUAACAGUGAAACAGAAGGUUGGGUAGUCUCAUCUGAAUCCUGCAGCUUUUUGUCUAUUGGCGCAGAGUACUAUCGUGAGGUCCUUCCAGGAGAGAUUGUGAAAAUAUCCAGGUAUGAUGUUCAGACACUGGAUAUUGUCCCAAGACCUGAAGGAGAUCCGUCAGCAUUCUGCAUCUUUGAAUAUGUUUAUUUUGCAAGACCAGAUAGUAUUUUUGAAGGUCAGAUGGUGUAUUCGGUCAGGAGACGAUGCGGGCAGCAGCUUGCUAUUGAAGCACCUGUGGAAGCAGACCUGGUCAGCACUGUUCCAGAGUCUGCAACCCCAGCCGCUCUGGGUUAUGCUGAAAAGUGUGGACUGCCCUAUGUUGAAGUGCUCUGUAAAAAUCGAUAUGUGGGAAGAACAUUUAUCCAGCCAAAUAUGAGGUUACGGCAGCUUGGUGUUGCAAAGAAGUUUGGUGUUCUGUCUGAUAAUUUUAAAGGCAAGCGCGUUGUUAUCAUUGAUGAUUCAAUUGUGAGGGGCAAUACCAUUUCACCCAUAAUAAAACUACUGAGAGAAUCGGGAGCAAAAGAGGUGCACAUCCGUGUGGCUUCACCUCCCAUAAGAUUUCCUUGUUACAUGGGAAUAAACAUUCCAACUAAGGAAGAGCUCAUUGCCAACAGACCUGAAUUUCAUGAUCUUGCAAACUAUAUAGGAGCAGACAGCGUUGUCUAUCUUUCUGUGGAAGGGCUGGUAUCAUCUGUGCAAGAAAGCAUCAAGGCAAGACAAGAGAGUGAGAACAGGCUUAAAACCCAGAAAUCACGUGCUGGAAAGAUUGGUCAUUGCAUAGCGUGUCUCACUGGAGAGUAUCCUGUAGAGCUGGAAUGGUAAAUUUCCAGUGGGUGGACACCAGUUCAUCUGUUGUUGAAUGUACCUUUUUCAAAGAUGCCUCUUUGCCAAUAGCCUUCUUACAUUUAAGUGGUAUGGAAAGCUUAUUACAGAUAACUAAUUACUGUUACUAAAAUACAUCUUUACUGUAAAGACUUACAGAAAGUCCAAUGUGCUGAUGAAAACAAUGUAAGCAGAUUAAAAUACAAAAUCAUAUAGUUUUGAUGCACAGUUGUGCCUUCUAUUUUCUCAUAAAAUAUUAUAAAAACCAAAGGUUUUUUAAUCAUGUAGCAGUCCCAGAGUUGUUUGUAUCAGUCUUGCCCUGGAAGUGAGAUACCCUUGUUAGACUUGUUCACAAAGCACAAAUCAUCAGUUGUGUGCAAAAGUAUGUAAAGUUUGCUUUUCUCUUUAGGAAAAAUAACAGAUUCUGAAGACUCAGAGGGCUUCCUUAGCAGUUCUUGCUUAAACUUUUUAAGGACAGAAGUGCCUUAAUUUUUGAAUAUAUAGCUAAAUAAACUUUUUUAAAUGAAGCCCUUUUUAAAACUAAUUAUUCAGAUUCUAUGAAUGUCUAGCAUGUAAUUUUAAAAACAGAAGACUCAGGGAAAUGCUCAGCCAAAAACCCUCUUAGUUUUACAGAUUCAAAAUUCUGUUUUUGAAGUCCAGUGUAAUUACGUUAUCUUUGUGUACUUUUAUCAGUUGCCAAUAGAAUGUGGAAGGAGAAAAAUACUUGCCACUGCUAUUUUUUUUCCUCGUAUCUUGUUUUCUCCAGAUAAGUCCAGACAACUUACUGAGUCUGAGCUAAUGCUCAGUGUGGUUUUCAUCUGUCAACAUCCAAAGUAAACUGAAAAAUAAAGUAACUUUUGGCUAAUAGCAAAUACAACGUAUCAACUGAAGAUUACUGUUUUGAGUAUAGUCUUAUUUAGCUACAUUACUGUUGUUAAAUGCAAUGUUUAAAAAAAAAGGUUCUGAAGAACUGUUGAAUAAAUUGUAUUUUUUAAUUGGUCACGAUUACACAGUUACUUGUAUAUGAGACGAGGACUUAGACAAUGAACCACUAGCGGGAAAUGGAAAUGCACCUUUUGAAAACUACCACAAAUGUACGCACAAUUGUAAAGAUAUUUUGUAUACCUCAGUUUUUUCACUGAAUACCAGCAACUUAAUUUUAGAUUUUCUAUUUAAUACUGUGUAUUUUGGCCUUAUAAUUGUUUGUGACACUGUUAACCAAAACCAAAAAAGUUUAUGAGUUUGUUUCCUCCCCAUCACCUUCCACAUACUUGAGUUACAGCACUGGUGAUUAAAUACAAAAGGAAGCUUUCUUGAGUGGGGUUUGUAGCAACUGUGCCUGAUAGACAAUCACAAAACAAAAGCCUCAAUUCAAGAAACUAUGUAAAUACAUUUAAGGAAGUCAAGACAGCCUUGCGCAGGCUCUCUGUGGAACCAGAACCUACUUGCAGUUCAUGGGAGAAUCUAGAUUUUCCUAAGAAUUGAGCUCUUACUGUGUUUUCUUCACCAAAACCCAGACUGGCAACAUCACAAGAUGCACACUGAUCUAAUGUCUAAUUAACAAGUUUGUUUGUUCUAUGAAAGAAUGGUUAGAGUUAACCUGGGCAAUAAUCUGAGCAAAACCAGAACAGGGUGAAGUCACUCUGACCAUCCCCUCCCAGGUUAAUCACAGAGAAGUAGCAGAAAACAGAAAAACUGUCACUGAUAUUUUUUCCUGUUUCUCCUUUCCUGUCCUCAAAAAAACAAUAAUUUUUAAAAGGGAUAAGUCAAGCUUAGGUUACAGCUUAGGUUACAAAUACAUGUCAGGAGCUCUUUCUACCCAAGAUAAAAACUUAGGUGAACAGUUUAACAAGAUUGCAAGCAUAAGUCUUACCGAUUUAUCUGAAAUUUGCUAUAGAACAGGCUAUAAAUUAAACUUGUGCAAAUACUUUUUUAACAUGUCUCCAACAAAACUGGUAUUUUUGAAGUCUGGUAAUAAUCGCUUGAAUGUGAUUUGAGCAUUAAUUCUGAUUUCAGUAAAAUGAGUCUCAAUGCCUUUCUCCCCUUCAUGUGAAUUAUACGGUCUGCUACUGUAAGCACUGUAAUCUCUAGAGACAUUUCAUGCCUAAUCUUUAGUGCCUAUUUUUCAAAACUCUUAAGUUAAAAGGGAGAUACUCUUCAAAUAUCAUUUUACUCACUGACUUCUGGAUUUAUUCUUCAGGUCACCAGGCCUUUUUAAAUCACAUACAACAGACACACACGUAAGGAGUAUGUCAAGGGAGAAAACUACUCUGGUUUUAGGUGUCGCUAUUUGUAUUAUUUUAAUGUUUUACUGUGAAGCUGUUUCUGCUGUAUUACCAAUGUGCCAAAUUAUCAUUUUGUAAAACGUGACAGGACCAUCGAAAGCUGAUGUCUUAACUUCUCCCCUGCAUCACAUUAAAAACGGUUAUGAACUGGU
Apus apus (common swift) is the source of this 4130-nucleotide messenger RNA. It is a transcript of the gene PPAT, whose product is annotated as phosphoribosyl pyrophosphate amidotransferase. Gene Ontology annotation, molecular function: amidophosphoribosyltransferase activity. The transcript is spliced from 11 exons. The record is from RefSeq and is a predicted model, not a curated record. Gene Ontology annotation, biological process: purine nucleotide biosynthetic process; purine nucleobase biosynthetic process. The coding region runs from base 161 to 1693 and encodes 510 amino acids. Lineage: Eukaryota; Metazoa; Chordata; Aves; Apodiformes; Apodidae.